This is a messenger RNA of Chenopodium quinoa (quinoa), 2334 nucleotides long. RefSeq lists its product as uncharacterized. The record is from RefSeq and is a predicted model, not a curated record. Lineage: Eukaryota; Viridiplantae; Streptophyta; Magnoliopsida; Caryophyllales; Amaranthaceae. The coding region runs from base 1 to 2334 and encodes 777 amino acids. The transcript is spliced from 6 exons.
AUGACACACCCUAGUGACACUGAAGCUUGGAGACAGCUUGAUACCUGCUUCCCAGAGUUUGCCUCGGAUCCACAGAAUGUUCGACUAGGGCUGUGUACAGAUGGUUUUGCUCCUCAUGUCCCUGGUCCCAAAAACCCGAAGGGCAUUUUAGAUGUGUACAUGCAACAACUGAUACAAGAGCUGAAACAGUUGUGGGAAGUUGGCGCAAGUACUUAUGAUAUAUCAAAGAAACAAAAUUUCAACCUUAGAGCAGCCAUCCUAUGGACCAUUAGUGACUUCCCUGCAUAUGGUAUGUUGUCUGGAUGGUCCACGACUGAUCAUCCUUUCCGAAAAAGUAAAACAGCAUUUUGCAGAAACAGAGUUGAAAAAGGCUCACCGCCGCACAUCAUGUCAGGGGCGAAACUUUGGGAAUGUGUGAAAGACCUUCCGAGGGCCACCGAUGGGCCCGAAUCACUGCAAGAGUUGAAAAGGGAAAAGAAAGGGUGGUUCAAGCAAAGUUGCCUGUGGGAGCUUCCGUAUUGGAAGCAUUUGCUGAUUCGUAACAACUUAGAUGUCAUGCACAUUGAAAAAAACUUCUUUGAUCAAACAUUUCACACUGUAAUGGAUGUGAGAAGACAAACUUCUGACACACCUUCGGCCAGAAAUGACAUUGCCAAAUAUUAUAGGCGACCUCAACUUCAUCUACAGGCUGAUGACAGAGGGAAUGAGGUCAUGUCAAAGGCCCUAUUCUGCCUCGAUAAGGGUCAGAGGAAGGUUUUGUGUGAGUGGGUUCGUGACCUGCGAUUCCCUGACAGUUACGCCUCCAAUUUGAGCAGAUGUGUGGAUCUGCAGGUGUGUAGAAUACACGGAAUGAAAAGUCAUGAUUGUCACGUGUUCAUGGAGAGGUUAUUACCUGUCGCAUUGAGAGAAUUUCUCCCUGUUCAUGUCUGGAAUGCAAUUACAGAGAUCGGUCAAUUCUGUAGAGACUUGUGUUGCUACACAAUCACAGUCAGUGAUAUGAUGGAACGGUUGGAAAAGAACAUUGCCGAGAUCCUUUGCAAACUGGAGAAGAUUUUUCCACCUGCAUUCUUCAACUCCAUGGAGCAUUUACCCAUUCACUUACCGUACGAGUCAAAGUUAGCUGGACCUAUGCUGUAUCGAUGGAUGUAUCCAUUCGAGAGGUUCCUGAACCAUAUAAAACGGAAAAUUGGCAAUAAGGCUCAUGUUGAAGGUUCGAUAUGCAGCGCUUACCUUACUGAGGAGAUAUCAAAUUUCUGCUCAAAUUACUUCCAGCCGUCAGUUGACACAAAAACACGAGAUCUGGGUCGGAAUGUGAAUGCUGAUGUUGACACCUCCCUCGACACCAAUGACAUCCUAGAACUGUUUACGGAGGACACCGGUCGUGUGUCAACUGAGGGAAAAUUGAGGUGGUUAGAUGAAAAGGAAUUUCAACGUGCACACUUAUUUGUUUUAUCAAACAGUGGCAUAUUAGGUGAAUAUGAAAGGAAGUUUGAGGACCAUAUUCUUAGCACCCGUCCUACAUUGCGUAGAGAAGCUGUAUGGGAGACAUUCGAAACACAGUUCCCUAAUUGGUUUAGGGACAAGGUAACUGAAGAGAAACCAAGAUCUGAUGUGUUGCAAGCUUUGGCUGUGGGUCCGUUCAAGAAAUUUCGCACUUGGAGCCGAAUAUUUGUUAGCGGUUUAAACUUCCAUACGCAAGACUACGGCAGACAUAAGGGCACGAUCAAUUACGGUGUGUGUGUGUCCAGUCAAGAUGGAGGAGAGUAUUUUGGCAUGUUGCAAGACAUUAUUGAAGUUGUCUACACUGGUGCGAUCCCUGAAUACAUGACCAUCUUGUUUAAGUGUAGUAGGAUGGAUUGUGGUAGGGGUAUAAACAUACAUGAACAAUACAAGGUUGUUGACGUGAAUUAUACUAAGAAAUACCCCAUAUAUGACCCAUUCGUGCUGUCUUAUCAAGUUGGUCAGGUAUAUUAUGCACCAUAUCCGAGCCUCAAACGAGAUCGGUUUCAAUGGUGGGCUGUGUUUAAAACGCAGGCAAGGUCCGUUGUGGAUGCUCCUGUUGACCCGGAGUUCUUGCAAGGAGCACAAACACGGGAAUGCAGUACACUCUGCCCACCAACUGAUAUCCCAGACUACAGUGACGAUGGUCGUGCAUUUGUUGUCUCCGAGGGUGAGGACGAUGAUAUUGUGUCUGCUUCUGAAGACGAAUCAAGCGUCGGUUCAAGUGACAACGAAGAGGGCAGUGACAAGGAUGAGGACGACAUUGUUGUUUUUUAUGAUAGUACUGAUGAUAACAGUAGCGAUCAUUGUAGCAGUAGUGAUAGUAAUGAGUAG